Messenger RNA from Lingula anatina, 699 nucleotides. RefSeq names its product fas apoptotic inhibitory molecule 1. NCBI's taxonomy places the organism in Eukaryota, Metazoa, Brachiopoda, Lingulata, Lingulida, Lingulidae. Gene Ontology annotation, biological process: negative regulation of extrinsic apoptotic signaling pathway via death domain receptors. The record is from RefSeq and is a predicted model, not a curated record.
UAAAUGCUUUUGAAGUCUUCAGCCUGCCCCAGGAUGUCAGAUCUUGUUGCUGUUUGGGAGGUGGCAUUGAGUGAUGGAGUUCACAAGGUAGAAUUUGAACAUGGUACGACAACAGGGAAGAGGGUCAUAUGGCUGGAUGGAAAGGAAGUAAAAAGAACUGACUGGAUGUUCAAACUUGUGGGAUCAGAAACUUUUCAAAUUGGCAAGACCAAGUGUAAAAUAAACAUUGAUGCUGUCAGUGGUUUCAUGUAUGAAUACACCAUCGAAGUCAACGGAAAAAGCCUACAAAAGUUCUCAGAAAAUCAGAGUAAAAUUAUGAACUGUUGGGUGAUGACUUUGGAUGAUGUCCCAACUAGGAUUGUUUUAGAAAAGGAUACUUUAGAUAUAUGGGUGAAUGGGCAGAAACUGGACACCACUGGUGAAUUUACAGAUGAUGGAACAGAGACCCACUUUGCCAUUGGGGAGCACAGUUGUUACGUGAAGGCAGUGAGCAGUGGGAAGAAAAGAGAGGGAAUAAUCCACAGUCUGAUAGUAGAUGGCCAAGAAAUUCCAUGGACGAAGGAAUAAUAUUAUUGUAGUUAGGUCGGAAGGAUGUAGUAUUGAGAGUGGACUUCACUACAAGGUCUCUUAGGCUCUAUUCCCAUAGAUUUUAGAUCGAUCUAUCCCCGCGGGGAGUCUCACUAGAUUACUUUCAGAUAA